AUGGCAGUGUGCGUAUUAGAGAGCAGAGGUUCGCCACUAUAUAAUCUCGAUCGUGAUAUGGAUGAUUUUCCAUUUGAGUUUUACGUUGUGUUGAACCAAACUCCAAGAGAAGCAUUACAUUCUUUUGGAAGUGUUGGUAAAUUAGCAGUUGAGACAAGUAUUAUUGGUCUGCUGAUAGGAACUUGUGUAGCUUUCUAUGUUAUUAUUGGAGAUCUAGGUCCAUCCAUUGUUUCUAAAUGGUUUGGUUUCGAGAACUCAUGGAGUUUACGAACUGGACUAUUAAUAAUACUUUCACUAUGUGUAGUGAUGCCGCUAGGGAUGUUACGACGAGUAGAACAGCUGAGUAGUAUAAGUGCCUUGUCUUUGUCAUUUUAUACUGUAUUGAUUGCACAGAUUGUUUUGAUAAGUUUUCCUACAUUACUGUCGUUUUCCUGGGUUUCCUACGCCAGAUACUGGAGACCCGAAGGGCUUUUUAAAUGCCUAUCUAUAUUUGCACUGGCAUUUGUUUGUCAUACACAAGUAUUUGUAGUUUAUGAGUCAUUACCUGACAGGACAGAAAGAAAAAUGAAUGACGUUGUAAAGGGAGCCGUCAAUAUGGUAACAUUUUGUUACAUUAUGGUUGGCUUCUUUGGUUACGUUGCUUUCUGUGAACAAGGCAUCAAAGGAGAUAUUUUGAUGAAUUUCAAGACAUCUUUUGUAAAUGACCUCUUGAAGUUAGGUUUCGUUGUCUCUGUUGUGCUCAGUUUUCCCAUGAUGAUAUUUCCCUGCAGAGCGAGUAUCAAUACACUUCUAUCGGGAUCCGAGGGAGUAUCUUUGGAGAAUCCCGGUGGAGGACAUGAACACAUUCCAUCUAAUAGAUUUAAAGGGAUCACAGUGUUUAUAGUAAUACUUACACUUAUAAUAGGAAUCGCUAUUCCAAAUGUGGAAACCAUAUUAGGCCUGACUGGAGCCACAACCGGCAUUAUGAUAGGAUUUAUCUUUCCAGCCACAAUGUUUCUUAAAUGUUUACCAAAGGGUCCAGGUGUCAAAUCAGCUCAGCUUGUUUUGUUUCUUGGAAUCAUAAUAAUGUUUGCCAGUACAUAUUCCACAUUGAUGAGCCGACCCGAUGUGAGCCAGGCCGUUGAGCCCGCCAACAUUCCAGACUUUGAUGUUGAAAAACUGAAAAUAAAUGAACCUGUCAACCUAGUGGAAGAAGAGAUAGGUAACAGAGAAGUUGUGUUACCAGAUGGUGAUGAUGUUAUAAAAGACACUGAGAAUGAAAAUGCAUAUGAGCAAAUGGAUACAGGUAAUGGUGAUGGAAUAGCAGCCGUAGAGCAUGCUAAGUCGCUUGUAGUUGAGGGGAAGGGUGAAGAGAAAUUGCAUGCUGGGAAAUUAGAAGAUGACAAUGUGGAUGUGCUGGUAGAUGAGAAUGUUGGGGAACGAGGUAAAAGAGUUGAAGUGUUUGAAGGCAUAAGACAGGAGCCGCCGGUACCACAUGCACCUAAUGACAGUGAGGAAAAAGAAAAUGGAGUCAACAUCCAAGAGAAAAAAGACCUCCCAGAUGAUAAAUUUGAACUUGUGAUGCCAGAAGUACAACAAAUCCAAGGAGGACCGGAUGACCGGGGACCGAAUGGACAAGAAAUAGCUGAUUUGGGUGAGAAGAAAGAGCAUGUCAUUGAUGAGGAUGAUGACGAGGCUCACAAACGACUCGAGGAAAAAGUAGAAGAGAAAGUGAAGGAACAAGAACAGAAACAUGAGGAGCAGCAAAAAAUGAUUGACAAUCUUCAGGAGAAACAAGACAAACAAGAGAAAAUAAUAGAACAACAACAAGAAAUUAUAGAUCAGUUAAAGAAACAACAUGAUUCUAUUGAAGUCGACGAAAAGAAUCCAAAUCCACAAGCUCAGGACAGUAAACAUGAAGUUAAUGUUGCAGCUCCUGCACAACAUGAACCAGGUCUAGUUGAUCCAGCAAAAGUGAAUGCACCUGACAAGCAGUCAAAUGAUAUCAAUCCAGUUGUUGCUAAAAUAGAUGCAGAACAACUUGUGCAUCAUGCAAUUGAUCAAAAUGUGCAGCCAGCAGACGGAUUGAAGCUUUUAGAUGGACUCAAAAUGCCACAGGACGAUAUACAAAAGAUGAGACAAGAUAUACAGCCGCAGCAAAGGGACAUACUUAAUGUGAAUGAUGCUGAAAUUAGGCAUGAUGACAAGAAAUUUGUGGAGAGUCCUGGAGAGAAAAAAGUUGAGGUAGGCAAAGAUGAAUCCCAUCACUUCAAGAGAGAGGCUGGUGAUGAACCAGAUGAUCACAUCAAUAGAUCAAAAAGAGAUAUGGAUGAUGAUGAUGAUGAUGAUGAUGAUAAAGUAGAUGAUAUCAGAAAGGAUGUGGAUGUUAAAAGAAAUGAAGAAGAAGACAAUGCCAUGAAUUUAGAAGACAUCCUCUACAAGGAUCACUUAGAAAACUUACAAAAUGGCGCAGAAGAAAAAAAUGAACAUGCAUUAUCAAACAAUUUGGAAGUGAAAGAAGAUAAUAGUAAAAUAGAGAAUCAAAAUGCUGGUGCUAGUAACAAUGGCAACAACCAUGCAAGAAAAGAGGAAGUCAGAAGGUAAUGAUGUCACUAGUUCUUCAACACAAUAGUUGGUGAUGUCACCAUCUUUCAAACCCAGAAAGCAAUGACAUCACAAGUUUUUCAACACAGAAGGUGAUGUUGCCAGUCUACACACC
Molecule: messenger RNA, 2698 nt
Organism: Saccoglossus kowalevskii
Lineage: Eukaryota; Metazoa; Hemichordata; Enteropneusta; Harrimaniidae
Product: putative sodium-coupled neutral amino acid transporter 10
Biological process (GO): amino acid transmembrane transport
Cellular component (GO): membrane
Molecular function (GO): L-amino acid transmembrane transporter activity
Source: RefSeq, a predicted model, not a curated record